AUGGCUGCGGCGCGGCACGGGGGUUACAGGAGCCACGACGUGUCCAGGAGGCGGGAGCUCGACCUAGAGCGUUCCAGGAGGAGCAAGGAGUACCGCCGCCCGAGCCGCGACCGCGACUCGGAACGCCGCCGUGAUGGCAGCAGGGGCAGUGAGGUGUCCAACGGGUACAGCCGCCACCGCUUGCCGUAUCCGCCACCGAGGAGCCGGCCUUCAAGGAGGAAGGACGAUAAGGAGCCUGGUGAGGUCUCAAGCGAUAGCGGCUCGGAGUCUGGUGGGCGCCCACCAGUGCCGAGGCAGGAUGGGGUUCUGGGGGUCCGCAGGGAUGGAGGUGCGUUGCCACCAACCAAGAAGAGGAAGCACUCACCUGGAUUCCACGAUUCGAAUGUUUCAAAGCUGAAGGCAAGAGAUGAGGUGUGGAGCAGGAGAGGGCCUGAUGCCUUAGCUGCGGAGCUCCCUCUUCCUUCGCCGCCUCCUUUGUCAGACACGACCCCUGAGGCUGUGGCUGUGGCUGAUGGGUGCGUACCAAUGAAUUUGGAAGUUUUGGUGGUUCCAAAUGAUGCUGAAAGGAGGGAUGGGAUUACAGAGGAGGAAAAGGAUUGUGCAACGAGAAACAUUUUUACUUCCAGAUGGGCGGAUGCUGAUGAAGAGGAGGAAGAGCUGAUUGUGCCCAAGAAGAAGAAAAGUGUGUCACCUGCUCAUUUGCCUGAACAAAAAUCCACAAAGAAAGUCAUGAGCCCAGAGCUGGGAGAAGCGAUGGGCAGUAAAACAUCAAGAAGAAGUUCCUCAAGCUCGUCUAACUCGAUGGGUAGUGAAAACUGUAAUAUUGAGGUAGACAGGGGUGACUGCAUGGAUGUUGAAAAAGAGGAUGACAUUGAUUCUUCUGCUGGUUGUUCGCUGGGUACUCGUUCCAGGAGUGAUGUGCGUAGGUCUGGAUCACCUGAGGCUGUACGACCACGUAGGUGCUUUAACAUGCUUCAGGGCUGUAGGAGUAUUGAUGAGUUUGAGAGGAUCAACACAAUCAAUGAGGGUACAUAUGGAGUUGUAUUUAGGGUGAGGGACAAGAAAACUGGUGAGAUAGUUGCAUUGAAGAAGGUCAAGGUGGAUAAGGAAAAAGGGCGGGAAGGUUUUCCAUUGACUUCUCUCAGGGAAAUUAAUAUCCUUCUAUCCUUUGACCACCCUUCAAUUGUGGAUGUCAAGGAAGUAGUUGUUGGUGGUCAUGACGAUGAUACUUUUAUGGUGAUGGAGUACAUGGAGCAUGACCUUAAGGGUGUCAUGGAGGCGAUGAAGCAACCAUAUACCCAAAGUGAGGUCAAAUGUUUGAUGCUUCAGCUGCUAGAGGGCGUGAAAUAUCUUCAUGACAAUUGGGUACUUCACAGGGAUCUCAAGACAUCGAAUCUCCUCUUGAAUAACCGUGGUGAGUUGAAAAUAUGUGAUUUUGGACUCUCUCGUCAAUAUGGUAGCCUGCUAAAGCCUUACACCCAACCAGUUGUGACUUUGUGGUACAGGGCUCCGGAACUACUAUUAGGAGCAAAGGAGUAUUCUACUGCUAUCGAUAUGUGGUCAUUAGGUUGCAUAAUGGCAGAACUCUUGUCAAAAGAGCCACUCUUCUCUGGGAAGUCUGAGAUAGAUCAACUUGAUAAGAUAUUUAGGAUACUCAGCACACCCAAUGAGGAGCGAUGGCAUGGUUUUUCCAAAUUGCCCGGUGCCAAAGGCAACUUCAUAAAGCGACCGUACAAUAGAUUAAGGGACAAAUUUCCAGCUGUAUCCUUCACGGGAGGCUUGACCUUGUCAGAAGCUGGGUUUGACCUGCUAAAUAGGUUGCUGACAUAUGACCCUGAGAAGCGUAUAUCAGCUGAUGAUGCCUUGAACCAUGAUUGGUUCCGUGAAGUUCCUCUGCCCAAGAUGAAGGAAUUCAUGCCAAUGUUUCCUGCUCUGAAUGAACAGGACAGGAGGGUCAAGAAAUACAUGAAGAGCCCUGACCCCCUGGUGGAGCAACAGAUGAAAGAACAAGGGAGCAUAGGAGAUCGUGGCCUUUUUGGCUGA
Messenger RNA from Miscanthus lutarioriparius, 2043 nucleotides. NCBI's taxonomy places the organism in Eukaryota, Viridiplantae, Streptophyta, Magnoliopsida, Poales, Poaceae. The record is from the annotation of a GenBank genome assembly.